Cordyceps militaris CM01 is the source of this 201-nucleotide messenger RNA. RefSeq lists its product as uncharacterized. The record is from RefSeq and is a predicted model, not a curated record. NCBI's taxonomy places the organism in Eukaryota, Fungi, Ascomycota, Sordariomycetes, Hypocreales, Cordycipitaceae. The transcript has a single exon. The coding region runs from base 1 to 201 and encodes 66 amino acids.
AUGGCCGGCGUAAAAUCUGGGCAUUGGAGCGUAAUCAGGGGACUAAAAGUAGCGCCGGCGAAGGAAUUCCGCUGGUGGAAAGUCUGCAGCGAAGACCCACAACAAGGCGGCUUUUUUGUAGAGGGGAAAAAAGCGCGGCGUCACAUGCAAUUCGCUACGCAAGGGCCAGGUGGAGGGAUCCACUCCCCCUCGCCGACGUGA